CAUCUCUGUACCCCACACAUUCAAUUCAUUAUCUGUAAGGUCCUUCAGUAGAGCAGUGAAUUUUACACACAGAUUCAACCACAAAGAACAGAGAGGUUUUCCAAUGUCUCGCUAAGAAGGGCACCUAUUGGAAGAUUGGAUUUUUUUAUUCCUAAAAGCAGACAUUGAAUAUCCCUUUGAGCAUGAUGAAGUUAUUUAUUACACUUUGGAUGGUGUAUCAAUACACCCAGUCACUACAAAGAUGAAGGCGUCUUUCCUAACUCACAGAGUACCACUAUUCAUAUUUUCAAGCAUGGUGGUGGCUGCAUCAUGUUAUGGGUAUGCUUGUCAUCGGCAAGGACAAGGGAGUUUUUUGGCGAUUAAAAUAUAUGUAAUAAAGCUUAGCACAGGGAAAAUCCUAUAGGAAAACCAGGUUCAGUCUGAGUUGCUUACCAAGACAACAUUGAAUGUUCCUGAGUGGCUUAGUUACAGUUUUGACUUAAAUCGUCUUGAAAAUCUAUGGCAAGACUUGAAAAUGACUGUCUAGCAAAGAUAAACAACCAACUAAACAGAUUGUAGUUGAAGAAUGAAAAAAUAAUAAUAUGCUAAUAUGCAAAGCUCUUAGAGACCCAGAAAGACUCACAGCUGUAAUGGUUGCCUAAAGAGACUCUAACAUGUAUUGACUCAGGGGGUUGAAUACUUAUGGCAUCAAGAUAUGACGUUUUAAUUUUUCAUACAUUUUUUACUAAAUUUAGAUUAUUUAUUUUUUACUUUGACAUUAGAGUAUUUUGUGUAGAUCAUUGACAAAAAAUGACAAUGAAAUCCAUUUUAAUCCCACCUUGUAACACAACAAAAUGUGUCAAAAGUCAAGGGGUGUGAAUACUUUCUGAAGGCACUGUAGAUCUAUGAUUGCCUUUGGCAGCUAAUUGUAUUCAUAAAAUGUGUAUUGUGUACAUUAAAAUGUGAGUAAGUGAUUUGAUUGGUUCCUCUCUGCAUUCCCUCUCUGAGCUUGGAGCCCACCUCUCUUUCAUCAAAUUGACAUGACCUAUCACUGUUGACAUCCAUAACGUGUUGCGCUGUGGGCUACGAGGUCUCCCCCACCCGUCCAAUAUAAAUACAGGGACAGCACUUGCCAAGGCACACAACUUCUGCCCUUUUCCACUUGAAACAGAUCUCUACCGGCGUUACAGGGAUCUAAUAUCCUCCGUCGCAAUGAAAGUAAGUUGCCUAUUAGGGAGGUAUAUUUUGAUCUUUGCGUUCUCACGAAUGGAGAUGCGCAUGGCGCGCACAGAUUAUUACGUUCUUGUCAUUUAUUUUGAACGCAUAUUUGUUUUACAUUGUCCGCUUGUUCAUACAGCAUAACUCUACUUUUACAUGUUUCAGGGUGUGAGGACUAUUACAGCUUAUGCACUUGCUCUUUUACUUCUGGCAACGCUCGUCUCCCAUUCGUGGAGUGCACCGAAGGGCAGUUUCCAGAGGAGAAAUUGGUCGCCUCAGGCAAUGCUGUACCUCAAGGGCACCCAGGGACGGCGGUUUAUCAGCGAGGACAGAAAAGAAGGAGACGUAUAUGACACAUUACAUUUAGAGACUCGCAGCCAAAACACAGAGAAACUCAGUGUGAACCAGGCAGCCACAGUCCUGCUCAACUUCCUGCAACAAGCCAAGGAGGACAGAGAAGAAAAUCUUGAACAACUGUACUUUCAAGACUUGCCGGCAUGGAAAAGAGAGUACUUCUGAUGUGUUUUAUAAUGUAUUUAUUAUUGUUGAUAACAUUCUAAUCUAUUGCAUCUGUUGAUCUAUUGUUGGAUGUAGAAUAUUUAAUGCGAUGUGAGAAAAACACUGGACUCUAAGUACGGCUACACUGAAAAUGUUUCAAUGUAUUAUUUAAUAAAAUGUGGAAUAAAAUGAUUUAGAAUUCAUAGCAA
Molecule: messenger RNA, 1904 nt
Organism: Salmo salar (Atlantic salmon)
Lineage: Eukaryota; Metazoa; Chordata; Actinopteri; Salmoniformes; Salmonidae
Product: spexin prohormone 1
Molecular function (GO): neuropeptide hormone activity
Source: RefSeq, a predicted model, not a curated record